This is a messenger RNA of Melanotaenia boesemani (Boeseman's rainbowfish), 5822 nucleotides long. It is a transcript of the gene gvin1l2, whose product is annotated as interferon-induced very large GTPase 1. Gene Ontology annotation, molecular function: GTP binding. The record is from RefSeq and is a predicted model, not a curated record. The transcript is spliced from 4 exons. The coding region runs from base 223 to 5427 and encodes 1734 amino acids. NCBI's taxonomy places the organism in Eukaryota, Metazoa, Chordata, Actinopteri, Atheriniformes, Melanotaeniidae.
GCAGAAGGUCAAGUAUUUGCUUUAUCACUGAACAGGCAGGUAUAAGAGCACCUUGACUAGAAGAAACUGGAAGCCGCUCAGACUUGAAACAACUUUUUACAGAGAAGACUGCAUGUGAAGAAUUAGGGCUCCAGUCAAUUCUCCAUAACUUUGAUGAUGUGGGAAACUGGUGAAGGAAAACCCAUUUAAAGCGGAGAGUAGCAUCAUACAGAGGGAUUUAUAAUGUCAGUCAAGCUUUCCAAGAGGCUGAGCAGCAAGAAAAUAAAACUUCCAAAGGACAAUGUCCAGGGAGAGAUUCUACAGAAACUUGGCCUGGAGGCCUACAUUUCAGCACCACUGGAUUCAGUCUCUAUGCUAGAUAUCAGUACAUGGACUCUGGAGGACAAGGCCCCUUUACAGCUCAAAGAUUUGCCACUUGCUUUCCUCCAACGCCUUUGGUUGCUAAGGCAAGAUGCCCGGAGUCCUUGUUGCCAUCCUCAACAUGACAUUCCCAAAGAUGAUAAUAAAUCACCUGAGGAAAAGAUUAAUGGUGUUGAAGACAAAACCCAAUGUGCCAUAAACUCCCUUGAUCUGGUGACAUCUGUCUUUAUAUCUGCUAAUACUUUUCUUCAGCAGGAGAUUAUGGUACACAUGAUGCAAUGCCAGUUUGCUGUGCCUUUGGUCCUUCCAAACAUUGACCCUGAAGAACCUAGUCGUUUUCUUCUUUGGCCUUUAAGAGGCGUGUUGGGUCAAUGGAGGUCUCAUUCUCAGGAUCAAAACAGGAGAGUUCAAGAGGGCAAUUUGGCAAGCACGUCCAUGCCGAUUGUUUCAUGUAUAAAACUGGGUCGUUGUGGUGUUUCCAAGUCACGAGUGCUAAACUACGUUCUGAAUGGACCACAAUCUCAUAGUGAAACAUUUGUCCACAGGGGCAUGGAUGGAGGUGAGCUGCCACGAAGACUAUCCAAUGGCCUAGUAGAGUUAGGAUGGUAUCUACCCACUGGAGAAAUUAACAGAGAUAUUUUCCCCUUCCCUAUGAUCAUCUCUAAUCUACGUGGGGAUUCCAGCACACACGAGAAAAGCCUCAAGCUUCUGUGUCAAGCAUCCUCUGCUGUGAUUGUUUUCUGUGGGGACCUUAGGGAGAAAGAAAAGCAUCUUCUUUUGUCCUGCAAAGAUAUAGCAAGCAUGCUCAUACUGAUUGACCUCUCAGACAAAGAGAGAAAAGAGAGCAGUGUUGUGGGAUUUGUUGAGCAGAACCUCAAAGAAUGCAUAGGGCUUCCCGAAGGGUCUGUGCUUUCAGGAAGCACUUUAAGUGAAGAGGAAGUGGCAAAUAAGUUAGGUGAAAUCUUGAAAGGUUUGCUACCAGAUCAGCUAAAAAGUGUGACGCUUGAGGCAGCAGCAAAAUUAGCAUUAGAAAUAGGCCUCAGUGUGGAUGAAGGCCCAGAAUGUAAGAAGGCAAUGUCCAAAGUGGAAGAAGUAUUGAAAGGUUUAGGUGAGGGACCAGCCAAAUUUCAGAUGAAUCAGCUCCCUCUGCAGGGGCCUUUGUGGAGCAAACUGGCUGAAAUAGAUAAAGAGGAGAGUAAACAAAAAAAGGAAGGACAAGAAGUUGACCCCCAACUGCAAAAAGAAAAGAAAGACAUCCUGGCCCAGUUGAGCAGCUACAAAAUGACUCCUGCAAUGAAGAGUUUCACUGAUGCGCUUUUUACAACAGAUAAAAUAGAGAGGACUUAUUUUCUUACUUGGCUCAAAAUGAGGCUUCACCAGAUGCAAACUAAAACACAAAACAGUUUGCAAGAAUCAAUCACUAUGCUGCAGACAGAAGAGGAAAAUGCCCCAAAUGAACAUUUCGACACACCUGAAAAUGGAGUCAGAGACAGCAUAACGGACAGUGACAGUUUCUGCACUGAUUCAUCCAUUGAAGAGGAAGCACAACAGUUCUCCAUAAAUGGUGAAUUUCAAGAUUCUGGGCAACACUGUGAAGCAGUUGAAGAAUUUAUUUUGCAGUCUUCAAAUAAUACUACAGAACUGAACAAUGAUGAUAAGGCUGAGCCUCUUGAGUCCAGACAUGACCCAGUAACAGAGGAGGAGUCCCAUGUAGCAUCAACUGAAAAAGAGGCAGAAGGUGCAGAGAUGUCAGAGAAAGGAGUGUGUUUAGAGGAGCAGGUUUCACAUCAAAUAUCCAAAGACCAAAGCUCUCAGUUAGAUUCAGAAGAAAGUGGAACUUUGAACGAAGAGAAACGGCUAGAUCAACCAGAGUUGACAUGUGUUAGACCAGAUUCAGUUCCUCCUGCCAAACCACAAACGUGCCGUGAAGCAUUAUUUGAAGAUCAGGUAGCCUCAAAAUCACAGUUUCCCGAACUCCAUCCAGACUCACUGGGCCUUGAGCACUUUAUGCGUGAGAUGGGCCUCAUUUUCGAGCUAACACAUGUUAGUCCUGGCAGUGGGAAUCAGAAUGUGCUGGGUUUGCCCAGCUUAGCUACAGACCUUCUUCUCUACGGGGUUCCACUUGAACUGAUGGAUGGAAAUGCCUCAAAUAUCCCUAUGUGCUGGCUAGGCUGUGUCUUUGCAGAGCUCAAACGCCGCCUACCUCAAGAGGAGUUGAGAACACGAGUGCUUACAAACCUUGGUGUAUAUCAUGCCAGGAAUGCUGAGGUUCUAUCAGCAGUGUUUGGUGUCAAAUUCCCAGAGAGGAGGGGGGGGGUGAAUAAAGGAGUGCACAUGGUCGCCCUGCGGCUCCCUGAUGAUCUUAGAAAGGAAUUGGAAUGUGAUUUUCUGUUGCUAAUUGAUGUGGAAGGCCUCUGUUCAGUCCCAGCAGACAACAGCAAAAACACAUUGACCCAUGACAAUGAGAUGGCCACUUUUGCAGCUGGGCUGAGUGAUGUUUUAAUGCACAACAUUUCUCCAUUUAGUGAUGAGUUUGAGACUAUCUUCACUGUGACAGUCAAUGCUCUCCUUCGCACCAAAGAACGUGGUUCUCUGCCCAUUUGCCAACUCCUGAUCCAGGACGAAGGAAUAAACAGCAUAUUGCAAGCCUCACAGUUAAGGCAUGUUUCCAAAAUGCUACAAACUGCAACUGAGGAAAGAGGAAAUGUUGAUAACCAUUACCUAAAGACAACAACCUGUACCACCUGUGUCAAAGGCCCUUGGUCCAUCAUGUCCCUCUAUGAACCAGUUGAUGCACAGUACAGUGAGAGUGUGUUAAAGCUUAAGGGAAAUCUGUUUGGAGCACUGAAAAUGUGCGCAGACAAGUCCAAAUCCUUGGAUCUGCCAGAAUUUAUGGGACGCCUUUGUGCAGUGUGGGAUGCAGUGAAAUCAGAUUCAUUUUCCAUAGGUUUGCAAAAUACAGAGAUUGCUUUAGCAUUUUCUUUACUAUGCACAGAGUUUUCUAAGUGGGAGGGAAUUUUCCUGGAAAGCAUUGAAAGCUGGCUAAAAAGAGCAUCAGACAAAAUUUUUGAAACAAAGGCCAAAGCUUUGCACAACUCUGACCAAAGUGAUCUUCUGAUUGAGUUAAAGAAAGAAGCCCAGGAGGAAGUCAAAUUAGAAGUGAAAAAAGUGAUAUCAAAAGGAGAGGCCUAUCUGGUGAGAGAUGACCUUCAUAAAAUAAAUGUGCAAACAUUUAGGCCAAUCCUAAUGCGCAACAUAGAUAACCUUGCGAAUCGAGUCACAGAGGAGCUCAUACAAAAGUUGGACAUAAUCAAUGAAAGCCAUUGUUCUCUCGCACAACUUAAAAAUUUUGAGAACUUGCUGGAAGAAAAACAAGAGUCAAAGUUACUUGCGUUAGUGCAGACAAGCAAAGCAACAAAAAUUCUCCUUCAAGAUGCUGAGCUAGAAGAGGAGUUUGAGGAUGUGUGGAGUAAGACGUUGUCCAACUUUGACUUCAGGCCUUCAGAAACAGAUGAUAUUACGUCAAGAGUGAGAGACGUUCUGAUUCAAAAUCUAACCAGCCGUGGCCUCCUGAAACACAUGAAAAAACUUGAUUCCUUUGGGCAAAUCCAGACUUCCAGCUUCCAAGUUGCAGAUGAGUAUUUUGGAUACCGCAGCAGAUUAAAACACAUGUUUGAAGACAACAACAAACAACAGAGAUUAGAAGCCCAGCAGGUAGCAUCCAAAAUGAUAGAUGAAUACAAUCAGUUUGUAAAAGAUAAAAGUAGCUUGACAGCUGAUUUCUCUGACAGCUACAUUGUAGAACUGCUGGAAAAGAUUGAAAAAGCUGUGAAAGAAAAGUCCAUGGAAAUCAGAACAGCUUUUGAAGUGGAUCUGAAAAUCUACCUCUGUAAUGCUGCAUGCCAAGACUUCCAAAAAUUACAUAACCGCUUCGCCAAGGACAGAGAACUUUUGGCAUGUAUUUCUGCCUCCAAGAUUAAAUACUUGGCACAGUUUAUCUACCAGUUCAGGAAGAGGGACCAGUGCCAGAGGGUGGCCCAAGCAUUCACCUUUUUGGUGAUCAAACCUACAGUGUUGGACUACAUCAACAGUCGAUUGGGGUUACACAUUGUAGAAGACAUAAAAAAUCAAGUCAAGCAGUUUCAGUCACCACAAGCCUUCCAAAAGAGUUUACUGGAAGAACUGAUUAAUGAAGAUUGCUUUGAAAGCUUUGUGAAAUAUUUAUUGUCCUAUGAUGACUUCAGAGUGAGGAAAAUCCAGGAGACAGUGGUGGCUCACCUCUCUGAAUCAAGCAGCUUAGGCAAAUGGAGGCAACAGGGACUCGGAGAAAUUAUAGGAAAGAUUGCAGCAGCUGUGAGCCAAAUAACUGAAGGUACCAAUGGGGUGCUCAGUGAUACAAAGCCUCUGCUGGAGACAGUGUGCCUAAUUUUAAAGAGAGAUGCUGAUGUUGAAGUCAACAAAGCCUUGCUAAAUGGACCUUUCUUCAGUAUAACAACAGAAUGGCAUUGUUUUGUUAAAUGUUUAAUGGAGUUACUUGCUACACUGCGACUGGAACUUGUCCAAGAGUUCUCUCAAGAUGCUGAUAUUUCCCAGAUUCUCUACUGCCUUCCAGUUCAACCCCAAGACUACCUCUUACUUAGAGUGAGCGGCUGCAACAAGCGAUGCCCUCUAUGCAGAGCCCCCUGUGAGGAAGAAGAACCUGACCAUGAGAUUCACAAGGCUUUGCUCCAUCGUCCUAAAGGCACCCUGCCAUAUGGCUCCCAUUCACCUUCCCAUACAAGUUUCCCAGAUAGUAUGAACCAAGGUAAAAACAACAAUGCACAGGAUAUAUCUGUGACAUGCAAAGACCUCAAUUCUCUACAUCCAGACUGGAGCAGCUUCUCUGAUGAUCCAGACAGCCAGAAGGGGGGUGAUUACUGGAGAUAUGUCUUGGUGAGGUUCAAUGAGAGGUUUGCAGAGGAAUUCCAGCAUGAGCCAGAAAAGAUUCCCCAGGAGUGGAAAGAGAUCACUCAAGAGAAGGCCUUGGACAGCCUGAGGGAGGUCUUCCCCACCAAAGAGUCUUGCUAAAAUGCUGCAUUAAAUUCAACGCAGUAUCUAACUUUUUUAUUCAACAUGUUGAUUGCCUGCAUUUCCGGGUCACGGAAAACUUAAAGUGUUCAGUUCUGAAUUUAUUUAACGUGUAUUUGACAAUUUUUUGUAUCAUGUAUUAGGUUCAGGUCAAAAUAUACAAAACUACUUUUCUGUAGGGUUGCUGAUUAUGUUAGCUUAUAUUCUUUUGUAAUGUUUUUCUAGUCUCUUUUUAUUAUUUACUUCAUAUGAUUCUUUAUGUAUGAACCAUAUUUUAAAUAUCUAAUGUUUUCACCAAAGGCAAGAUGCAUCAACAAAGAUAAAAAAAAAAACACAUUUGAAUGAAUAUGCAUCUUGUGUAUAGCAUUUAAAAUGCAGACGAUGAAGACAACAUA